GGCGUUCUAGAUCAUUUUUUUUAUAAUUUGAUUUCUAUCUUAUAGGGCGGUCCGAAGAUCACAGCUGCAGGCAACUGAUUGAAAAUCAGCUCAACGGUCCAGUAGCAGAGAACUUACACGCUCGAUUCCCAACAUCUUCAACGGCGUAGGGAAGAUUCUUCGCCACAAGUCAUUAGAGACGAAGAGGCAGUGGAGACAAAAUGGCCAAUCUUACAUCGGACACGAUGUACAAUGAAGGCAACGGCUCCGACAUCUUUCUCACCCCAAUCCCCUUGUACAAGCACGACACCCCUGUUACCAUCGUCUUCAUCAUCUCCUAUCUCAUCAUCUUCUUGAUGUGCAUCGUCGGCAACGUCGGCGUCUGCACGGUGUUGGUGAAGAACCCGAAGAUGAGAACCGUCACCAACCUCUUCAUCCUGAACCUGGCCAUCAGCGACCUGUUGGUCGCUGUCUUCUGUAUGCCCUUCACCCUUGUGGACAACCUGCUGCACGGUAACCCUUUUGGAGACGUCAUCUGCAAGCUGCAGCCAUUGGUUCAGGGUAUCUCUGUCGGUGCCUCUAUCUUCUCGCUUACGGCCAUAGCGGUGGACAGGUUCCAGGUCAUCAUCAAUCCACGAAAGCCGAAGAUGUCAAGAUGUCGGUCUGUGCAGAUCAUCACUGCCAUCUGGGUGUUCAGCGCCCUCAUCAUGUGGCCACAGGCGUUGGUGAUCGAGAACAAAGAAGAGGUACUACCCGGCUACCAGAACCAGACCAUGCAGUUCUGCGAUGAGCAAUGGCCAUCUGUUGAGUACAACCAGGCCUACACAGUCAUGCUGUUUAUCGUCAUCUACAUCGGACCUCUGCUGAUUAACGUGUACCUGUACAUCCGGAUCUCCUUCCGCAUCUGGUACAAGCCCAACCCCGCUAUGGCCUCCAGCCGAUCAUCCAAGAUGUCCAACCUGACGCAGGUGUCCAAGAAGAGAGUCCGUGUGAUCAAAAUGCUGAUCACCGUCCUGGUGCUGUUCGCUGUGUGCUGGCUCCCCAUCCACGCCUGCCUCCUCAUCGACUCCUUCAAGCGCCACAAGAUGACCAUCUGGCAGCGCAGCUUUCUGUACGCCUACAUGUUCCCGAUAGCGCACUGGCUCCUCUACUUCAACAGCUCCAUCAACCCCAUCGUCUAUGGCUACUUCAACACCAACUUCAGACGCAGUUUCGAAAGUCUCUGCGGUGCCGCCUUUCCACUUGAAGACAGCGGCGGUACCAGUGGGAAGGAACUGAGAGGAAACGGCCGCCCGGCAAGUGGCCGUACCUAUAAAGUGAAAAUCGAGAUGGCGUCCACGGGAAACGGGUUGACACGGUCGCUUCGUACUGUCCAGCGCGACAGUCGGCGCAGAAAGUUUUCUCCCCCGAGCAAUAUGAACGGUAUCACCGGUAGCAAUGAGGCUGUCGAAGAGAUGUCGCAAGAGAAUGAAAUUGUCAACAUGACGGAGACGAGGAUGUAA
Messenger RNA from Branchiostoma floridae (Florida lancelet), 1481 nucleotides. Its product is annotated as neuropeptide FF receptor 2-like. Gene Ontology annotation, cellular component: membrane. Gene Ontology annotation, molecular function: peptide binding; neuropeptide receptor activity. Lineage: Eukaryota; Metazoa; Chordata; Leptocardii; Amphioxiformes; Branchiostomatidae. Gene Ontology annotation, biological process: G protein-coupled receptor signaling pathway. The transcript has 5 exons. The record is from RefSeq and is a predicted model, not a curated record. Bases 201 to 1481 code for a protein of 426 amino acids.